UACCCUACCCAAUAAAAAAAAUUCUGCGACCACUUCCCGUUCCCCGCCGGAGCCGCUUCACCCCCAGAUCUGCCACGCACCGGAGCCGCUUCACCACCAGAUCUGCCACGCCGCCGGAGCUUUCCUUUCGCCGUCCCUACUUCCUCGCCGUCCGGGAUUUUCAGCGAUGGGAGGGAGGAUAGAGGCCCAGAAUGAGAAGAUGGGCAACGCUUACCUAGCUUGAAGACCACACGUGAUCUUCAUGGAUUCACUGCAGGCAUAUACGAAUACAUAUCCUUCAUUGCAGCCCCUGUCACUGAUGUGCGGGCCCCACAUGUCAUCUUCUUCCUCUUAUUGCCAUCUUCCAUUGCUUAGCAGCAUCCGCCACCGUCUAUGGCGAGCAGCAGCAGCGCGCGGGCAGCAGCUGCACAUGAUCGAGCAGCAGCAGCACAUCAGUCUAGGCCGUGAACUUUCGCGCGGGCCGCGUGGCUCCACGCACCGCCCAGGUUGCGAGCUCCCUAGCCAUGAGCUCCGCGUGCUGCCCAGACCGCAAGCUCUGCGCGGGCUGCGUGGUCCACGCACCACCCAGGCCGCGAGCUCUGCGUGCCACUUGGGCCGCAAGCUCCCUGGAUGCGUGCUCCGCGUGCCACCUGGUCCGCGUGUGCCCCACCGCAGGCCGCUCGCCCGCGUGCUGCUAUCGCUCGCCAUCGACGGUGGCGGAUGCUGCUCAGUAAUGGAAGAUGGCAAGAGGAGGAAGAAGAUGACAUGUGGGGCCAGCGCGUCAGUGAUAGAGGAGAGGGGCUGCCUUGAACGUAUUUUGUGGGAAGCGAAGAGUAAUGGUAUGCUUCAAAAUAGGCGAAUAGUAAUGGUGUUUCUCCAAAGUUCAAAAAUUAUGGCCAACAUCUAUUAUGCAAUCAAUAAAAGUGUGGUGGAAGUUAUAGUUUAUGCUAGAGGAGAACUCAUCACCCAAUGCGGCACUAUUGUCGCUUGCAAGGAUAGAUCUGCUUAUGUAGUGACAGAUGCACGAUUGGUCAGUGAGCAUCUGGGAAGGAGGAGAAUAGAGGUGAAAUUUCCAGAUGGACAAAUAUCAAUUCCCACACCCAACCAAUUUAAUCUUCAUAAUGGUAUUCUUGGUAUUUACUGUAGUCCCAAUAGUCAGUUUGAUCGCACUAAAGUAGAUGUGAUUGAAGUUUGUGAGGAAGGUCUCAAUUCAUUGGAUACCGUUUAUGUGUAUGAUGGUGUUAAAGGCAUGAUGACUCCAGGGACUGUGACGCAAAUUGAUGCACAUUCGUUUAGCAUCACCAACAUAGCAAGUGACAUGACAGAAUAUGGAGCACCCGUUCUUAACAGGAAUGGAAUUCUUGUUGGUAUGUGCUAUUCAUUUGAGUAUCAUUUGUCUGCCAAAAGUAUCCUCGCAAUAGCAAAUGCAAUCGAGAGGAGUCAAAAUAGACCCUUCACGAGCGUUCAAGCUGCUUUAGAUCAUAUAUAUAACACUAUCUGAACUGAAAGCCAUUCAAAAGGCGUUCAUUUGACAUGUAUUAUAUGAUCAUCAUCGAUGGGAGAGUUUCAUCCUAUAACACUGGCCCAUUGGCUUGUGUAGGCCGCGUGGCAUGGCACUGGCAUUGUGCUUCUUUUGUGAAGUCUAAUACUCUGAUGCCUUGAUGGCGGUGUGGUAGUACAUGUGUGACUGCGAACCUGGGAGCACUAGCCUUUAUCUCUGUUCUUAAUUUGUUGUCGAACCUGGGAGCUUUAGCCUUUAUAUCUGUUCUUAAUUUGUUGUCCUGUAACCUUGGGAGCUUUAGCCUUUAUUUAUGUUGGAAUAGCCAAAUUGAACCCUUAUCUUUCGUCUCAGGUUAGUCCUUCAACUCUUGAAAUAGCUAAAUUAUUCCCUCAACUUCCGAUUUUAGUUCAA
Molecule: messenger RNA, 1891 nt
Organism: Sorghum bicolor (sorghum)
Lineage: Eukaryota; Viridiplantae; Streptophyta; Magnoliopsida; Poales; Poaceae
Exons: 6
Coding region: 242-1480 (412 amino acids)
Source: RefSeq, a predicted model, not a curated record